Messenger RNA from Bactrocera oleae (olive fruit fly), 2586 nucleotides. Lineage: Eukaryota; Metazoa; Arthropoda; Insecta; Diptera; Tephritidae. The record is from RefSeq and is a predicted model, not a curated record.
GUCGUCGUUGUCGGUUGUUUAAAUUGUUUAAUAAUAUUUGUGUAUUUGAAAUAUAUUGGUUAACAUGGUUGCCGAUACGUAAGUAAGCUCUUGGAUGUUUUAUUGCAAUAGUAUAUUAUACUGACACAUUUGAAGCAAAAAAAAAUUAAUAACGUGUGGCGUGUAUUCCGAAAAAUGCAAAAGUGUUAAAAUGAAUAUAUUCUUAUAUUGGGGAAAGAAACUAAUUUGCGUCGACAUACCAAUUUAUACUUUUCCUUUGUUUCAAUCGACAAUAUAAAUGUAGAAUUAAAAUUAAUAGAUAAUAUAAACAGAAACUUUUCAUAUCGCUGCUUUCAGAGUUCACUGCAUGAUUGGACAUUAUAAUAAGCAACAUUUUUGUGUGAAUUUUUAUAUGUUCAAGCAUAUGAGUGUAUGCUGUACAAGUUUUUGAGAUAUUCAUAUGUAUACACGUAUUUAUAUAUCUACAAUGUAUACUUGCAUAUAUUUGAUCACAAAGUUUUCUAUUAAUAUGCGAAAGACUCCAGCUAUCUACGUGUACUAAAUAUUUUAUAGAUAUUAUCAGCUGCAAGUGUUUGCACACUGUAGAAACAAAUACAAAUUUAAGUCAAAACUACAAAAGUAAACAAAAAUAGACGCUAAAGAAAAGUUUGAUUCUAUAUUAUGAAUACUAAGUUCUUAUCCCAAUAGCCUAUAGUCAUAUAUACACCUAUGUAUCGUACAUAUGUAUAUAAGUACAUCUACCCAAUAAUUCAAAACAAUGUAAUUCAAAGUAACCCCAAAAAUAUUGGAAUAAAAUGCUUGACGCGCAUAAAAAAAAAUAAAAUAAAAAGUUAACAAGAAUUCAAAACAAAAAUUUUGUUCGAAUGGCACAUAAACGAUCAGCUUAUCGUAGACGGAGCAAUUCGCCGUUAAGGAAGAAGGAUCAUCUCGAGCUUGUUGAAGUUUGUAUAUCCAACACUUUACUCUUGCCGUGCAGUGUGAAAAUCGCUAAACUCAUACAGAAGUCCAGUUGCGAUGUACUCUGUAUUAUCGACCGUCAAGUGCCGCCAGAGUUGGUGGAGCAAUUCGGUGAAUUCCGCUCAUUUGAUAAGGCUUUUGAUAGUGUGGUUUCAUGCUUUAAGUCGCCCAAGUUGGACUUGCCCAUAGUUUAUUCACCCGUACAGGAAUUGACUGAUUAUCAUGAUGUUCGCACGUAUCAGAAAGCGGCAGCCAAGUCAUUGGAGCGCGCCAUUAAGGCUGGCUUCAAAUCGCCGCUGCUGCUGGUGCCGGCGAGCAAGCGCUUCUCCAAUGCCGAGCUUUGCACCGUGCUGGGUGCUUUGGAUCAAUUAUAUGUUCCGAUUCAAUUGCGUGAGGAUGUGCCCGAGCAGGCAAAGCGUAUUAAGGAGCUGUCGCUUUUGAUUGCUACGCCAAGAGCUGAAGAAAUUAUAAAAGAUGCUUUGGUAUUGGAAUCGGGUCGAAUGGUGGCACGCGAUAUUGGUGUUGGCGAUCCAGAACGCAUGGCGCCACCUCGCGUCGAAGACUACGUUAAUAGCGUACUGUCCUCGCUGAAGAAGGAAGUCAUUAGCGAUUUGAAUGUGUUGCAAGAGGAUUAUCCACUUUUCGCCGCCGUCAAUCGCGCUGCCAAUCAAGUGAGUCGCCAUCGUGGCCGCAUCAUCUUUCUGGAGUAUGUGCCACCGCAACCGGCACGCAAAACGCUGAUGUUGGUGGGUAAGGGUGUCACCUACGAUACCGGUGGUGCUGACAUUAAGGCUGGCGGUGUAAUGGCCGGCAUGUCGCGUGAUAAGUGUGGCGCCGCCGCUGUUGCUGGCUUCAUGCAGAUUGUCAAUGAGCAAAAGCCUGCCGAUGUGCAUGUUAUUGCUGCACUUUGCAUGGUACGCAAUUCGGUUGGUGAAGAAUCCUAUGUCUCCGAUGAGUUGUACACCUCACGCGCCGGUGUACGCAUACGCAUUGGCAACACCGAUGCCGAGGGACGCAUGUGCAUGGCGGAUGCUCUGUGCCGCAUGAAAGAGAUCGCCAUCGAGCGCAAACUGCCCGAUCCACAUCUCUUCACUAUUGCUACAUUGACGGGUCAUGCUUGUAUUUCCGCUGGUGAUGGCUACUCCAUUGCCAUCGAUAAUAGUGUGGCACAUAAGACAGGUCAUGCACGUCUGUUGCAGGAGACUGGUCAGUCGUUUGGCGAACCUUUCGAGGUGUCCGUUUUGCGUCCAGAUGAUUUCGAUUUUAACAAGGGUAAAGUGAUUGGUGAAGACAUUGUGCAAGCCAACAAUGCACCAUCGACACGCACGCCACGUGGUCACCAGAUUCCAGCCGCUUUUCUCAUUCAGGCCACUGGCUUGGACAAGCAUGGCCUAGAGUCCAGCUUGCCAUUGAAGUAUACGCACAUUGAUAUUGCUGCCAGCGCUUGCGUAUUUCCAGAGAUACCAACAGCUGCGCCUAUUGUGGCCUUGGCAAAGACACAUUUAUAGAAUUUUUUAUAAGAGCAUAAGAUAUCAAUUAUAUUGUACUUAUUCCCGCAUAUAUGUAUGUAAUUUGUUACGCUAAACACUACGAAAUAUAAUCACAUAUACAAUGAAAGCCAUUGCUAAA